GACUAUGUAAGAACCUUGCAGUUGUUGCAUAUAUCACAUAUGCUAGUUGCAGCUGCGGCUCAAUUGUUGUGGCUUGCAAAACCCAGUUCCUCCCACAUCGGUUGGCGCUUUGCGCAGUCUCUCGUCGGCGUCCGGCAAAUGCUGCAACUUAGGGCAUCGCUAGCAUCCAUGUGUCCGAGCCGCGUUGAAACCGCGGGGGGCGGCGCCGUGCACCGGCGGGCGACCGGGGUUGCUGGAGCAGUCGCGUGGAGCACCCAGCCCGCGUGCCUGCGCGACGGCACCAGCGCUGCCUCGACGUCAGCCGCUGCCAGCACGACGUUGGUGCCUUCACCGCGGUCGCGGCGUCCUAACCGGCUCGGGACCGUCGUCAGGUCGCUAGCUGCGGCACUGGCCAGCGCCGGCGACGUGGGCAGGAACGUUGUGGUGCCGCCGUCGGCCUACCAGAGCCUCAGCCUGCUGUUCCUGCUGCAUGAGAACCUCAAACGCGCCCAUGGCAGGCCGCUGAUGGACUGUCCAGAGGGUGACCCCAUGUUGGAUCUGGGCACGAAGCUGGACUCCCUUAAGUGCUGUGUAGUGCUUCUGGCCCCUCCACCGCCGGGACAGCUCCAGGCGCCAGGCGCUCCAGCCGUUGCCGUUGCCGCUGGCGGCAGUGGCUCGGGGCUAGCUCAAGAUGCAGGGUUGGUGGUGCAGUACAUGAACCGGGCGGCGGCGGAAGCGCUCAAGGCGGUGCCCCACCCUAGCUCUGCUGGCGCCGCUGAUGCUAGCAGCCCCGGCGCCAAAGCGACGGCCGCCUCUGUGCCACGUAGCCUGCCGGGCCCGCUGCUGGAGGAUGAGGGCGGCAGCGUCGCCGCCCUGCUGCAGCAGCUGCUGGCCAGCACGGGUGCGCCGCGGCGCGGGGCGCUGCACUGCCUCACGCUGCGCGCAGCAGACGAGCACGUGGGCGGCCACGCCAGCCCCGAGGCCUCCACCAUCACGUGCCCCGAGGCGCUGGUGCUGCCCCUCAUGUCGCCCAACGGCACGUGCGCGGGUGUGGCGCUGCUGUUUGACCGAUGGGAGGUACGCGCCAUGGCGCACCAGCCGGGCCCCGGGCCGGCGCGGCGUGUGGUGAUGGAGGGGCGGCCGCUGGUGCCGGAGGUACCGCCCGGGGCGCAGCCCUCGCCGCAGGCGGUUGAGGUGCUGCAGAACCUGGUGCGGUCGCAGGCAGACGCGGUGCGGGCGCUCAAGACGCAGCAGGGUCUGCCCAACCAGGACCCGCGUGUGCUGGCAGCGGUGGGCACGCUGCAGCAACUCAAGGCCGAGCUGGAGCUGCAGCAGCAGCUGAUGGAGGCGUUCGCUUCGAACACGGGUUCGGGAGGUGGCGUGGUGGCGCAGCUGGUCUCUGGCGAUGACGUCUGAGGAUCUGACUGUUCAGAGCUGGUGGGGAACUUGGUGGGGAAGGGAAGCCGAUGGCGUGCGCCGCCGCCUGUAGGUCCAGGUCAGGCACCUUGGUGCCGUUGCCCUGCUGCUGGCCGUUGAAAGCGUUUGUGAGAGCAUACUCGUCAGACCCGUCUUGGGUCGGGAAGCUUGCGUAAGUGGAGUCUGGUUGGAGCCGGGUUGAUGAUGGAUUUCACGAACCCAGGUUUAUACGGAACUGCGGCCGGCUUCUGUUGACAUGCAGUGCUUCCUCUGAUUACACCAAUUCACACAACUAAAGCCCAAGCCACACUGUAAGCUGCGUUGUUG
Molecule: messenger RNA, 1722 nt
Organism: Chlamydomonas reinhardtii
Lineage: Eukaryota; Viridiplantae; Chlorophyta; Chlorophyceae; Chlamydomonadales; Chlamydomonadaceae
Exons: 5
Coding region: 169-1395 (408 amino acids)
Source: RefSeq, a predicted model, not a curated record